Molecule: messenger RNA, 2876 nt
Organism: Dalotia coriaria
Lineage: Eukaryota; Metazoa; Arthropoda; Insecta; Coleoptera; Staphylinidae
Product: exosome complex component 10 homolog
Biological process (GO): histone mRNA catabolic process; nuclear polyadenylation-dependent CUT catabolic process; nuclear polyadenylation-dependent rRNA catabolic process
Cellular component (GO): nuclear exosome (RNase complex); nucleolus
Molecular function (GO): 3'-5'-RNA exonuclease activity; single-stranded RNA binding; nucleotide binding
Source: RefSeq, a predicted model, not a curated record
AAAACUGUUUGCAUCACUUGCUAAGGAGAGUCCAGUUGUUAAGCAUGGAAUAAGUUUACACGAAAUAUUUCAACACUGAAUUAUAUUGUUACACGUAUAAAUUGUUAUGACAUCUACUUCUCUUGGAACAACAAACAUGGAUUCGAAGUCUGCUCCCGAGACAUGCAAACUAGAUGAUUUUAUUAAGAAUGGAUUUCGUACAUUCGUUGAGGCAACAAAAGCAGCCAAUGAUUUGCCAAAAAAUCGAGAUUAUGACUAUUAUAACACUCAUGAGAGCUUCUCUAGAGAAUUAAAUUCAGACAGUGAUCGGAUACUACAUCUGAUCAAUAGAGUGCUCAAUGCUAAUGAAAUAGCUGGCAAUAUUAAGUCUGCACCUCUUGCUUGCAAGGAGGAGCUAAUUGGUGAAGCAAAUGAUGUGAUUCUGGACAGAGCUGUGGGUGCAAUUGAUGAAAUGAAUGGGUUGAAAAGUUUACCUGCAGCUGUAAUUCAGACAGUUUCAGCAAAUAUCUCAGUAAAUGGAUCAUGGAACAGAGUGAACAAAAUAACUGUUAACGACCGCGAAAGUACGGUGACAAAACUGACAGGACAAAACUCAAUUCAUUUGUUGACAGCUAAAAACAUUGUCAGGCCACAGACUUAUUUUAAAGAUAAAGUUGAUAAUGGUAAUAUUCAUCCCUGGAAACCAAGAAUCACUGAGAAACCUAAUUCUUUGAAACCACUGGCUUUGCAUUUGGAGCCAAAUGAAGAGUUUGAAGAAUUUGAUGAAUGGUCACAUCCAUAUGAGUUUGAGUUGGAGCACUUUAAGGUGCCUGAAGUAUUUUUGGCUGAUAUAAAAGAGCCAUCAGCUGUUGAAAAUGUAAAUAAUACACCACUUCAUGAAAUAACAACUGAGGAACAGUUGGAUGAGCUGGUUGAAGAACUUAGAAAGCACAAGGAGAUUGCAAUUGAUUUGGAGCAUCAUUCAUACAGGACUUUUCAGGGUAUUACAUGUUUGAUGCAAAUAUCCACUAGGAAAGCGGAUUAUUUAGUAGACACUUUAAGUUUGAGACAUAAAUUAUAUGUGUUGAAUGAAGUUUUUACCAAGCCAAGCAUUUUGAAGAUUUUUCACGGUGCUGAUAUGGAUAUACAGUGGUUGCAACGCGAUUUAUCGUUGUACAUUGUUAAUAUGUUUGAUACGCAUCAAGCGGCGAAAACGUUAGGUUAUUCCGGGUUAUCACUUGCGUAUUUAUUGAAUCGAUUUUGUCACUUUAUGCCAAAUAAAAAGUUUCAGUUGGCAGAUUGGAGGAUACGUCCUCUGCCACAGGCGCUGAAAGAUUAUGCGCGUGAGGAUACACAUUAUUUGAUUUAUGUAUAUGAGAUGCUUAAGAAGGAGUUGUAUAAGCAGGCGAAUGGCAAUGACAAUUUAGUAAGAGCAGUGUUUCAAGCUAGUACUGAAGUUUGUAAAAUGAGGUAUAUUAAACCAAGAUGGACGCCGGACGCGCAUCUUAAAUUAUGUAGAAGGCGCAAGAAGAUGUUUGAUAAUCGUCAGAUGUAUGCGCUGAAGGAAAUUUACAAGUGGCGAGACGGAAUCUCACGUGAUGAGGAUGAGAGCACUGGGUAUGUCUUACCCAAUCAUAUGAUGCUUCAAAUAGCGGAAAUGUUGCCACGAGAGGUGCAAGGAAUCCUCGCUUGUUGCAGUCCGAUUCCGCCAUUAGCGCGCGCUCAUUCCUUGGAAUUACAUCAUAUUAUUUUGAGGGCAAGGGAACAGCCGUUAGAGAAGCCAAUAAUGCAGGAAAGUAAUAGACGAAUCGUGAGCAAAGAACUUGUUCGUAUUAAUAUCGACAGCCCUCUGCAUUGUCCACACGACAUGACGAAGCUAGACAACAAGGAUAACUUGCCCACCUUGCUUAAUUGUUUAGCAAUGAAAGAUGUUAACGAAAAUAUUCUUCCUUUAGAACAGCAGUCAUCGUCUUGUAAAAUAUUCAAUGACUUGUCUCUUAAACCCAGAGCUAAGAAGAAACCUAGUUUUACAUUUUUGGGACCUUUCGAGAGGUAUAAACUAAUAAGACCGUUUCUCCAAGCCGAAGCUGCUGAAAAGGAAAAACCAAAAGAAGAUAAAAUCACUGUUGAGGAUGAUCCGUCAGUUGAUGAUCGUAUUGCAGCGUUGCACGAACACUUCGUACAAGUUAGGGAUGCUUUGAAUGAAGAUCAAGGGCCAGGCAAAGAGGAGCCCCCAGUGCAAGCCCGUGACGAUUUUGCCGCAUCUUUGUCUUCGGUGAUUUCCUUGGAUACAUCGCAGCCUUUGAUAAGUAUGCCUGGAUCGAAAAAGCGAAAGAGAAGUGAUACAGUUGACCGCUUUGGCACAAUUGUCACCAAAGAUGACAAUGAGGCAGAAAUUCAUAAAACUAGCAAGUCAGAGCAUCCCAACAAGAAGCAAAAGAGCAAUAAAUCUAAUGAUCAUAAUCAAAAGUACCCGACAAGUCGAGGCAAAAAUUCUAAACAAAAUCAAAAGGGGGAUAAACAUCAACGCGGUGGCAAACAUAAUUUUAAUAGUAAACGAGGACGAGGUGGUAGAAGUUCCAAUUUCCAAAAUGAAGCUGCCAUGCAUCCUUAUGACUACAGUCGAGUUGAUUAUAGUGAGUUUAGGGGUGGUGGUCGGACGGUUGGCCAUAAACAAGUUGAAACAAAACACAGAGGAAAAGGACAAAAUAAACGAAGUUUUGGUGGACGUGGCGGACGAGGCGGUCGUGGACAUAAUCAAUCAAUGACUUUCCAGCCUACGCGCGGUAGAGGUUCUUUCCGAGGACGCAACUAGCAAGUAAGAGUCACAUUUUUCACAAAUCCAUUCAUUUUCGUUUUCAAAGAUUUGUCAAAAAUAUAUGAAUUUUAAAUUUAAA